GGCGGGGGCGGAGGGAGGCGGACGAGGCCGAGGCUGGGCGGCCGCCAUUGCCUUUGCACGGAGCGGAGCGCAGCGACCGGGACCAGCGCCGCCGCCGCCGCCAUGGGCCAGUGCGGCAUCACCUCCUCCAAGACCGUGCUGGUCUUCCUCAAUCUCAUCUUCUGGGCAGCAGCAGGCAUCUUGUGCUAUGUGGGAGCCUAUGUCUUCAUCACUUACGAUGACUAUGAUCAUUUCUUUGAAGACGUGUACACGCUCAUCCCUGCUGUUGUGAUUAUAGCCGUAGGAACUCUCCUUUUCAUUAUUGGACUAAUUGGAUGUUGUGCCACCAUUCGAGAAAGCCGCUGUGGACUUGCCACAUUUGUGAUCAUCCUGCUGUUGGUUUUUAUCACAGAAGUUGUCGUCGUGGUUUUGGGAUAUGUUUACAGAGCAAAGGUGGAAAGUGAGGUUGAUCGCCGCAUUCAUAAAGUGUACAAGACCUAUAAUGGAACUUCUCCGGAUGCUGCCAGUCGGGCUAUUGAUUAUGUACAGAGACAGCUUCACUGUUGUGGAAUUCACAAUUACUCAGACUGGGAGAAUACAGACUGGUUCAAAGAAACAAAAAACCAGAGUGUCCCCCUUAGCUGCUGCAGAACAUCUGCCAGCACUUGCAACGGGAGCCUGGCCCACCCGGCGGACCUCUACUCGGAGGGUUGUGAAGCCUUGGUUGUGAAGAAGCUCCAGGACAUCAUGAUGUACGUUAUUUGGGCGGCCCUGACGUUUGCUGCUAUUCAGCUCCUGGGCAUGCUCUGUGCAUGUAUCGUGUUGUGCCGGAGGAGUAGAGAUCCUGCCUACGAGCUCCUCAUCACUGGGGGGACCUAUGCCUAGAAGAGCCGCCCCAAGCCCCUGCGACUUGUUUCCCUUCCCUGGAAGGUGGGUUGGGCCAGUCUCCUGCAGCCACUCUCCUGCCUCGGUAGACUUAGCUCAAGCACACCUUGCACAAAAGAGAAACGGCUCUCAUGGACACUGGUGAAGGGCACAGACACACGGCUUUCCCUGAGCCCUCCAGCCCCCGUGACCUUUUCCCCCUUUCAGCUCCGUGCAUUUUAAAAAACAUUCUGAUUUCCGAGUCAUUGUCCCGUUGGAAGCAGCAUGAUGGCUUUGAAAGGUGGUUCCCUCUGAGCGAGAGCCCAGUGACUCUGAAGUCCAGUAGAAUCUUUGAAAGCUUUGCUUGGCGGGACUCCGGCCCAGAGGAGGACCAGCUGGCUAGCUGCAUGAAGGGACCCGAGGAUUGCCCUUCACCACUGUCCACUUUUAAAAAUGUAUAUUGUAGUCCGGUAUGAUGGAAAUUGUACAAAAUGACCCAAACUGUAGAACUAUAUGACGUGUAUCUUAGAUCCUCUCCAUUUGAAGGCAUCUUCCAAACUUUAGUGUUUUUUAAAUAAAAGCUGGCUUUUCAGGAGUAUAAUGUAUGCACUACUGUUCUAUAAUGAUAUGUGUGUGUGGUUUUUUUAUGAGUGUAGGUCUUAAAUUUGAAAAUAAUGUACCAGUGUAGACUAGUGAGAAUAGUAUGUAAAAGUGAUCUCUGCUGUAUAUAGUAAAUCUGACUAAAUAAAGUCUGUAUAUCCUCCCUCCAAAA
Molecule: messenger RNA, 1615 nt
Organism: Sarcophilus harrisii (Tasmanian devil)
Lineage: Eukaryota; Metazoa; Chordata; Mammalia; Dasyuromorphia; Dasyuridae
Gene: TSPAN3
Product: tetraspanin 3
Exons: 7
Coding region: 103-864 (253 amino acids)
Biological process (GO): protein localization to plasma membrane; protein maturation; regulation of vascular endothelial growth factor signaling pathway
Cellular component (GO): membrane
Source: RefSeq, a predicted model, not a curated record